UUCACUAUAAAGGAAACUCUAUAGUAAUUAUCAGGAUAAGAGCUAAAGGUAUCAAAUGGAAGACUUAAGCAAGUCAGACAUUUUGAAUGAAACCUUUCAGGAUCCCACCAUUCAAAGUGUAAGAAUGCAGAAUGUUGAGGGGCUUGUUCACGACAUUUAUGUGUGCUCGGAAAUGUUGCGAAGCAACACUUGUGUUCAACCCCCAUUCUUUUCUCCGAGCCCUCCUCACGGCUUGGCACCAACGCGUGUACAGCACGGCAGUAUUUCAGCCUCUGAUCUUCAACUUGGGUACUCAUCCAGUCCUCCUAUAAAUAAACAAAAUGAAUUCAUCGACGAUGAGGUGGGCUUGGUUCAUUUAAUGAAAGCUUCAGAUCGUUCAAACGAUGACUUCUCUUUCACCGAAAGCAACCAUGAAGCAGCGAGUUCUGACAACGGUACUUUCCGCCUGACCAGCUCAUUUAGUGGUAGCUGUGAUUUCAACAUACAUUUCUGCCCCUUUAAUGGCUUCAUGGUUAAGAUAUCGUAUAAUACUGGACAGUUGCUUGGGAAGGGCCCCCUCUCUUAUGUUUAUCGAGCCAACUUGCAGAUAUACAAAUAUCAACUGGAUGGCGAUCGUGAUAAAGUCAAUGACGAAGCUAGUCUGUCAACCUGGGAGUCUACUGCACCGGAGAAAAGCCUUUGCAUCGAGGUGGCGGCAAAGAAAACACUCGUGAGUACAGAGAUGUUAAUGGAUCCUGAGAUGGUAGCCGACUUAGUAUUUAUUCUGAAGAAGAGGCAUAGUAUGAACCACCCAGGACUCGUUAGGUGUUAUUUAGUUUUUUUUCUAUCGGAUGACCAUGUCAACGAGACGUCUCGGCAUUUAUCAUCGCAACUCCACCAGCAAGAAAAAAUACAGCUAAGGGCCCAUAAUCCUAAAUCUUUUUUUGUUUUAUCGCUUUUAGAAAUUAGUAGUGAUGGGACUCUUUCCAACAAACUGAAUAAAUGUGAGCAGAUUAGUGAAAUGGAAAUACGCAAUGUGCUUUUGGACAUUCUGCCAGGUGUUCGGUAUUUGCACGAGGAGGCUGGAGUAGUUCACAAUGAUAUCAAGCCACAUAACAUUCUACUCUUUUCCGCUGAGGCGGCAUCUGCGUCGCAGCAUGAGGCUCUGGAUUCAAAAAUCCACUACAAACUAGGGGACUUUGGGCAUUCCAAGUUGGCCCGUCCGAUUGACGAAGUGGUGAAAAGGUUGGACACUCUCCUGGAACAAACCCUAAGCAACUCCCACCGCAAGCGCACGUUGGCGGGGACCAUUUUGUACAUGUCGCCUGAAGGCUGUCUCGGGCUCGACGACAGCCCCUCUAAUGAUGUCUGGUCUAUUGGGAUAACUGUCUUCCAACUUGCCACAGGCCAUCUACCGUGGAGGCCGAUAGAACGCGCCAUCCCAGAGAUAGUUCAACAUGGCUUUUUGAAGAAGUUUUCACAAGGGUUUCUGUUUAAUUCAGGCUUUACAGGGAGCGAGGGCUCCGGUCACAGUACAGAGGCUUCGUUUGGGAGUAGUUUUGAUACGUUUGGACCGAUUUUAGAUGAAAUUGAGAACUCAGAGUUCUCACCAGAAUUCGUCGAUUUUGUAAAGUUGUGCUUGACGGAGGAUUUUAGAAAUCGUCCAACGUGUAGUUCUCUCCUCGAGCACCCUUUUUUGACUGGGGAGCAGCUUCAUAUGUGGUAA
This is a messenger RNA of Phytomonas sp. EM1, 1705 nucleotides long. Lineage: Eukaryota; Euglenozoa; Kinetoplastea; Trypanosomatida; Trypanosomatidae. The record is from the annotation of a GenBank genome assembly.